This is a messenger RNA of Bacillus rossius redtenbacheri, 2178 nucleotides long. RefSeq lists its product as uncharacterized. Lineage: Eukaryota; Metazoa; Arthropoda; Insecta; Phasmatodea; Bacillidae. Bases 259 to 1488 code for a protein of 409 amino acids. The transcript has 3 exons. The record is from RefSeq and is a predicted model, not a curated record.
CGCUUGCCUCUCGCACGCAUUGAAGAGGUGUUUAACACGGGGCAGAUCAAAAAACAGGAGGACGAAGGAGCUCAAAUCCAAUCCACGCAGAGUUGACGCAGUGAGAUCUUAGCUAUCAGGGUGGCUGCUGAGGUUGAAGAAAGGCGCCUUGCCAAAGAGAGACGAGCUGAAUAUCUACACGCAGAGACAUCUGCAGGAAACGCAUCGGUUGCACACCAGGGCUCCUGUGAGAAGAUAUUAAAGAGUGUGCAGUUGAAUAUGGGCCCGACUGAAGAGAUAACAGUUGAGCUGAUGCAGCUGAUACUGAGGGAGGCAGAGAAAGAUAGUACCAUCCAGGUGCUGCCUGAUUUAGGAGUGGCUGAGCUGAACGAAGACCUUCACGGAGGAAGCUGCCUCAGUAGGGUUACGGUAAAGUACACACGGCAGGGAAAAGCAACGCAGCAUACACUAUCACUCUUGGUUAAAGUUGUUCCUAAGCUUGAAGCCACUAAAAACAUGGCACAGCAGACCACUUUUUUCACCAGGGAGAUACAAAUGUUCAACGAGAUUCUUCCCCGAAUGUCAGCCCUGUUAUCCGGAGCGAUGCGUGAUCGACACGUUGACUUCAGCGCACGGGUGUAUUACACCCGCGACGCACCCAGCUACCUGAUUGCAAUAGAAGACCUGGCACCGAAAGGAUUUAAGGCACCGAAACGAGCGCUCGGUUUGGACCUUGAGCACAGCCUUCUUGCACUACGGACACUCGCUAGGUUCCACGCGGCCUCCGUCAUGAUUCACCGUGACGACGGGAGUUUGUUCGCCGUUUUCGACAAGUACUGUUUCCAAGAGAAAGGUCUGAACGAUAUUCUGAAGAAAAUGUCCGAGGGUUUGACAACGCUUGUUCUCAAAAAGGUGGAGUCUUGGCCGGACUUCGGGCCCGGCUGGGCCGACCGGCUGCGGCGCCGCUACCUGACCAUGUUCGACGACCUGCAGCCCCUGUGGCGGAGGGACGAAGCAGGCUUCAACGUGCUCAACCACGGCGACUUCGGCCUGCACAACGUGAUGUACCGCCACUGCGAGUCCGGCGGCGAGGCGGACGCGAUCAUGCUGGUGGACUUCCAGUGCUGCAGCUACAACUCCCCGGUGCUGGACCUGCUCCAGUUCGUCUUCGGCAGCGUCAGCGACGACGUGAGGACCGACCACGUGGGCACCCUGCUGCGAGGGUACCACAGCGAGCUCACAGCUGCUCUGAGGUCGCUCGGAGCACCCCGGGAGCAGCACAUCUCUUUCGCAGGGCUUCUGGAGGAAUUCGACAGCAAAAUGUUGUAUGGCCUUUUCUACUCAACCUUAAUUCUUCCAUUUUUGGGAUUUGACUUAAGCUCUCAAUCAGAUGUGACCAUGGAGAAUAUCACUGGUGAAUUCAAAAAUCUCCCCUUAAUGCUAACAGAUUCGUUUUAUUCGCAUUUCAGAAAAUUGCUCCCACUAUUCAGUCAGAAAAAGCUUCUGUAGAACUUAGUCAACUUAUUCCUUUUAAGAAUAAUGAUUUCACUUCAUAAUACGCAGAACAUAUUCUGUAACCAAUCUGUUGGUUUUGUUUCUGUUUUAUUAAGAAUAGUUAUAUAUUUUUUUAUUUCAAAUAUAAAUGUACCUACAAUAGUUGCAAUCGAUUAAUUUUUUAAGUGAAAUAUUUGUUUUGCAUCUAAAGCUCGUUUCCUCAUUUUUGGAUGGUACAAUAUUUUAAUUAUUUUAAUAAAUUAUGAAGCUAUGUAAAUAUUAUUUAUACAAUGUUAUUUUUAAUUUUUUAUGUGUUAGUACUGUGUUAAUGGCGGUGUCUUUACGACAUGUAGUCAUAUAAGGCUCUAAUAUUAAUUGUACAUUUAUUUGAAUAGUUCUACACCCCCGUGGCUCUACAUUACGAAGCUUACUUGUCGGGUAAAAUUUAAACUAGUAUUAUUAUAAAAUUAUAUGCUAUUAAAUUCUAGAUUAUGGUCGGUAAUAUUAUAUUUUUUAUGCUCUUUAAGGUAAACAAUCAAUCUUUGAUUGAUAGUUUUUUACUUACUAUAGUUAUUUUUAAUCUUGGGUUGAUAUACUGUAUUCACUAUUAUUAUAUGAUCAUUUAAAUAUUUUGCCUGAUUAUUUAUCACUUGAAAUUAAAUUGUAAUUUGUGAUUUUUAAAUGUAAAAUUUUCUUUGGUGCAAA